Exophiala mesophila is the source of this 1784-nucleotide messenger RNA. RefSeq lists its product as uncharacterized. Gene Ontology annotation, cellular component: membrane. Bases 160 to 1623 code for a protein of 487 amino acids. Gene Ontology annotation, molecular function: transmembrane transporter activity. The record is from RefSeq and is a predicted model, not a curated record. The transcript has 3 exons. Gene Ontology annotation, biological process: transmembrane transport. NCBI's taxonomy places the organism in Eukaryota, Fungi, Ascomycota, Eurotiomycetes, Chaetothyriales, Herpotrichiellaceae.
CGAAACUCUUCCGCCGCGAUCUGCUAAUCAGAUCAGCAACCAAACAUGAUAUAUAAGUUCCCUCGUGGGUCGGAUGGUACUGACAAGACCCAUGAGCCGGUUCAAUAACGGACACCUUCACCAUCCUUGACGCUCAAAAUUUUAUCAUCGUCGUAAAGCAUGGAUAUCAACUCCAAGGACAAGGAAGUGGCAGCAGCGUCGUCAUCUGUCAACGAUGACUCGUUGGAGGAUGCCAAAAAGGGGACAGUGAUUGCUGAAAUCGAUGCGACUCCCACUUCAGUCGUGACUCCAGCCGAGAAACGCCUUCUACGAAAGAUCGACUGGCGGGUUUUGCCCAUCCCCAUCCUGCUGGUCGGCCUGUCUUCGAUUGACAGAACCAAUAUUGCCUCAGCGAGGGUCGCAGGAAUGGCAGAUGAUCUCGACUUGGAAGGAAACCGGUACAAUAUCGCUGUUUCGGUCUUCUUCAUCUUUUAUGCUCUGUCUGAGCUACCGAGCAAUCUCAUCGUCCGACCAAUUGGUGUCGUUCCAUACUUGUCGUUCCUCAUCUUUGCAUGGGGCACUGUCGCCAUGUGCCUUGGUUUCGUGAACAAUUUCGUCCAACUCACCGUAUUGCGACUUCUGUUGGGUCUUUUCGAGGGUGGACUCAAUCCUGCUUGCGUCUAUCUGAUCUCCUCAUGGUACAGGCGCUACGAGACGCACCGGAGAAUUGCCAUCUGGUAUACGAUGGCCAGCAUCUUUGCCGGUUUCUCCGGCGUCAUCUCAUACGGGUUCAGUAAAAUGGAGGGAGUGGGAGGACUCCGAGGAUGGCGCUGGAUCUUCAUCAUGCCCGGUAUAAUCACCAUCGCAUGCGUUGUCAUCGUUUACCUCUACGUCUCCGAAUUCCCUGAGAAGGCCAAAUGGCUGAAGCCAGAGGAGCUCGAGCUCGUUAAACAACGCCUCCAAGAUGAUCGGGCUGAAGAAUUCAACGACAAGGCAUCAUUCAAGGAGUCACUGGCCCCAUUGAAAGACUGGCGGAUCUGGGCCAUGUCUAUGUUGUACUUGUACCCGGCCGCCGGAUUCUAUGCUUUGGCCUUCUUCAUGCCCAGUAUUCUCAGCGCCUUUGGAUUUUCGGUGGCUCUUAGCCAGAUUCUUCAGACUCCGCCCUACAUGCUGGGGGCCAUUUGCUCGGUUGCGACAGGGUACUACGCCGACAAAUACCGCAUACGAUCGCCCUUUAUGAUUGGUUACGCCGUCGUGACUGUCAUCGGUUUCAUUCUGAUGGGCUGGGGUCCAAACACAGGCGGCAAACUGACUGGCGUCUUCUUCUCCAUGGCGGGAAUCCAAUGCAUCAUCCCGACCGUCCUCACUUUCAUGCCCAACAACCUGGUCUCGGUCAGAGCUCGACGAGUGGGGAUCGCCACACAAAUUGUGUUUGGAGCCGUUGGUGGCGUCGUUGGUUCCCAAAUCUUUCGAGCACAAGAUGCACCUGGGUAUAGACCCGGCAUGUAUGCGGCGUUUGGUCUCAUGGUGGGAUUCGUCAUCAAUGUGCUUGCCGUCGUCGAGUACUUCCGACGUCAGAACAAGAAGGCGGACCAGGGGCUUGUGAUCAUCGAUGGGGUGGCAGGAUUUCGAUAUACACUAUAGUUUUAAGGGGAGGUUGACUUGAUGCUACAUUGUCAGGACGUAGAUGACAAAGUUUCGGUAGCUUCAGCCGAGGGAGCACAAGAAGCUGAUAGGUUUGAGGGUGACGGUUGUAUAGCUCUUACUAUUGAGCCCUGUGGCAAAUUAGAAAUCAUUAAGAGUAC